Molecule: messenger RNA, 1551 nt
Organism: Trichophyton verrucosum HKI 0517
Lineage: Eukaryota; Fungi; Ascomycota; Eurotiomycetes; Onygenales; Arthrodermataceae
Exons: 4
Coding region: 1-1551 (516 amino acids)
Source: RefSeq, a predicted model, not a curated record
AUGAUACGGUUUCCCAUCGAGCAUCUGCGCGCGAAAUGCCUCUCCUUGAGUGGCUGCAAGGUACAUGAGGAGGAAAUUAGCACUGACAACAAGAAGAUCCUUCGUACCCGCCCAAGGGUUGGCUGUAACCCCCCCGUCGUCAUAGUCUGGCCCUCUCUCUUCUCCCUCGAGGCCGCUCUGUGUUUGGCCCUUUCAUGCAAGGAACGAGAGAGAAGUCGUGGAACGCAGUCCCUUAAUUGGCUGGGCAUCUUGAGGGGUGGAGGCGGCCGGCACACCAUCCUCAAACCAGAUAAGAUGACUGGAGGCAGAGGGAGAAGACGGUGUAUUCUGAACUGCCUCGCCAGGGUUCCAGCAAGGGUCUCUCCUUUCAUCUCUGGCAGAGCCAUACCCUCAUUUUUGCUCCAUCAGCCUCUCUCUGAGAAGUGCGUGACAUUCAUUGACAGGAGCCAUUCAGACGAAUUGAUUUCGUCAAGUCCCUCGUUUGAUUUAUUUCUACAGGCUCUGCUUCGAUCUAUAUCACCAACUUGCGACUCCCGAUUCUUCCACACAGCAACCAUGCAUUUCUUUUCCAAGACAACCAUCGCCCUUACUGUGGCCCUUGCUGCCUUCUCUGAUGCCACUUCCCAUGGACGCCACAGAUACCGCCAUUUCAACCGCCAGGAUUCCAGCCUCAGCGUGCCUCUCAGCACUGGCUAUGCUACCCCAACCAGCUCUAUGGGAGAGGCCCCUGCUAAAAAGCCAGUUGACACCGCUUUAGCUGGAAUGACUUCGUCUCCUGCUCCAAUGGGCACAGGAACAAACCCAAAGCCUACUCCUCAGGACCCAAGCUGUACUGUGAUUACUUCUGUAGUCACCUAUACCUUGGGACCCGGCAACAGUGUUACCUCAUACACGUACACAACUUCUGUUCCUAUCACCCAUGAGACUCGCACCGUUAUCCCCGUAAGUUCAAAUUGGCAUAUCCGUUCUAAAAGCACGAAAACUAACAUUAGCCUUCAGACUCCUGUUGGCCCUCAAUCAAGUGUCCCGCCCACCACUACCCGAACCACCACUACAACCAGCACAUCCACUUCGACUGAAUGGGUUACUGUUAGCGAAGUUUGCACCAGCGCUUCCCAGGGCGCUCCCGGCAGUGCUCAAACGAAGGCUCCAGAGAACCCAGCUGGCAAUCCCGGCCCGGCUCCUACCAGCGCUCCACAGCCACCAGCUGGCGCUCCAGGUCCUGAUAAUACUUGCCCUUGCCCUCCCCCCUCCACAGUUACUGUCACUCAAGCAACAGCUACUAUCACAGCUACUGUCACUCAGGCAACUGCCACUGUUACCGUGACUGUCUCCACCGAAUCGAAGCCAACCAAGGCUCAGGAAGCUGAAGCUGGUAACCACGCUCCAGCUAUGAAGUCGCCCGACCAAGCCACCCCUCCAUUCCCUUCUCCAAAGCCCACCCACCCAGCCCAUCCCUCCCAUCCCCCCCAUCACAGCCAUCCUAGCCAGGGUAUGCCCCACGGUACCGGCUCUCCAGCCUACCAUUUCCCGACUGGUCUUGCUUACUAG